CUAUGUAGGGUGCCCAAACUUUUGCACAUGCCACAAUGAUUUUUUAAUUUUUGUUCAAUUUAUGACAUAAAAAGUAACUGCAUUAAGUUUGCUGAAAAUAUAGUGUUUUUUCCAUAUCCUAGAGAGACUGUGUCUUUUCAAUUAAAAAAUCACCAAAAUAUGUUAUUUGUCAAGGGGUGCCCAAACUUUUGCAUACAACUGUAAUACUGGGACAGGGGAAAACUGGAUUUGGUCAUAUAUCUGCAAAGAAAAAGUCAAUAUAUCACGUCCACUUGUCUUUUGCUGGAAGCUUGUGAAUUAAAAAGAUUCCAUGACUGGAUGCCGGAUUUUGACAUGAAAUGUACAAGUGAAUAUGGUGGCUGGUGCUUUGAUAAGGGAUAGAUGUCAGGAAAGCAGAUAUAAAUUCAAUGCAUUUUCAAACAUUUAUGAAGGAAAAAAAUAACAACAUAGAAUUAUAUGUCAUAUUUAAGGAGCAAAUGUUUCAUGAAUCUGGUCUAUUGUAGAAAUAACAGCUCCAUAUGAACUGUUCCUUAAGAGCUUAACAUUGCCUAUCCUAAGGCAACAUUUGCCAAGUAAAGCAAUCCUGAUCCCUUAACAUAUAUACAGAUAAUUGCACUCCGGGAUGCCAGCAUUACUGGAAUUUGAUGGCUGCUUGAUUGGGUCCCAUGCAACAAACAUCCUCAAUGGGCCCUGUUGUCUGACAUUUGUAAACAAUACAGUAAUAUUCAACAGUUCCUUCUGGAAGAGAAUCAGGCCCCACCUCUAUAUAUAACGAAAAGCUUUCGACUCAUUUGUCAUUUUGCUGAGGAUCCGAUGUCAAGAACUAUUCAAGGUGUAUGAGCCAUGGAUCAGAACAGCAGCAGUGGGAACCUGAUUAUAAUUGAUAGCGACCCCAGGGUGUUGAGGGUGAGGACGGCCAUAGUGCAAGUGCUGGUGUGGUUCUUUGUUUACAUCGACAUCUUCAUGCUCUUCACCUUCUUCAGUAAGCAGGCUUUUCGGGGCACCGCACGCUACAUCCUGUUUGCUCACACCCUGCUGGUGGACUCUGUACUCCUGCUGCUCACAGACCUGGUGGUGCUGUUCGGCUACUUCAAUGUGCGCAUACCUGUCAGUUACUGCAUCGUGCUCUGCGUUCUCAUGGGAAUCGGCGUUAAAAACACGCCCUACACCAUCACCGCUAUGUGCCUGGAGCGCUACGUGGCCAUCUGCAUGCCGCUUAGACAUGCCAGCAUUUCCACCACCGGCAGGACCAUGGCUGCCAUCGCUAUUAUCUGGGCAUUCAGCUCCGUCAGACUCAUCAUGGAUCUCAUUAUCUUCACUGUCUUGGCCCCACCUGGGUACUUUGCCAUGCCCACUUCAUGCUAUUAUCAAGUCAUGCUGGUGACUGAGUGGCACAACCUCAUGUAUGUCAUAUUUAAUCAGAUGGACUUUGUUAUUAUUAUGGUGAUCAUACUGUUCUGCUACACCAAGAUCAUGCUGGCGGCUCAGGCUGCCUCUGGAGAGAAUAAGCAGUCUGUGUCAAAGGGGCGACGCACGCUCCUGCUCCACGGCCUGCAGCUCAUUCUGUGCAUGGCUGACCUGUGGACCCCCUAUAUACUGGCUGCUGUUCAGAAGCAAAGUCCACACUUGUACCUGCCCAUCCGAUUCUUCAAUUUUGUUGCUUUUACCAUUAUCUCAAGGGCCCUGAGUCCCCUUAUCUAUGGCCUGAGGGAUAAAAAGUUUUGCCUUGCCCUAAAAUAUUACAUGAGCUGCAAGGUCUAGCAUGCGUCUGCAGAAAGCUAGCAGCUUAGGAUGAAUGGGAAACAGAGAAAGCCACAGGAAGAAACUUGUCUGUGUGCAUUGGUAUCCAAAAAAAGAAGGAUUAAACAACAAUUGGAAAAUUUGAUAGGUUUGCAGGUUUUAAUGAAGAGGUGAAAUAAAUAAAAUGUUUCCUAUGUUGCAGUGUGUUAUAGCCUUUGCAUCUUCUAUUUGCUAUCAUUUGAUAUUGUAGAAAUUUCAUCUGAACGGAAAUUAGGCAGGAUACAAUUACUAAAUACUAACUAUUGUUUUUCAAUGCCAAAGAGCAGACGUUUGAAGGAUAUUCAGUGCACAAGGUGCGAUGUAGUGGCCCAAGCUUCAUGUCAAGUGAUCUCAAUACAUUAAAAUAAAAACAAUCACACAUUUCUGAGAAAGAGGCAUAAUGUUGUAUAUAUAAACACAUAUUACUUAACAUUUUUCUAUUUUGAAUUUUAAAAAAAAUAUUUUACUCUAGCCAUGUCAGGAAUUACAGCCAAUAAAAUGGCAUUGACCAAGUUCAUUUUGUGUAGGGCACUUAUUAUUACCCAUAAGAAAUUGCUUUUUAGACAAUCAGUUGACAGCACUAGACUGUAGGAAAUAGUGCCAUCUGCUGACAAUAGCAAGGGGAAAUGGUUCGAUUCGCUCCAGUAUUGAGAUAUAAGCAUGUGUCUUUGCGAAUAUACGUCAUUCUGACAACACAUGCGUAAGCUGAGUAUUUUAAUAUAAUCACAUGAAGAAAUUGCCUGAAUUUGAAUAUCCUGUAUAUUUUUUUGUUUUGUGUAUAACAUUUCACCCAAUUAAAUUAUGAAUUUAUCCCAAAAUGAAGU
This is a messenger RNA of Anguilla rostrata (American eel), 2603 nucleotides long. Its product is annotated as odorant receptor 131-2-like. The record is from RefSeq and is a predicted model, not a curated record. Bases 844 to 1761 code for a protein of 305 amino acids. Lineage: Eukaryota; Metazoa; Chordata; Actinopteri; Anguilliformes; Anguillidae. Gene Ontology annotation, molecular function: G protein-coupled receptor activity; olfactory receptor activity; odorant binding. Gene Ontology annotation, biological process: G protein-coupled receptor signaling pathway; detection of chemical stimulus involved in sensory perception of smell. Gene Ontology annotation, cellular component: membrane. The transcript has 2 exons.